Camelus dromedarius (Arabian camel) is the source of this 10843-nucleotide messenger RNA. RefSeq names its product transcription factor 7 (gene TCF7). The transcript is spliced from 12 exons. Lineage: Eukaryota; Metazoa; Chordata; Mammalia; Artiodactyla; Camelidae. Gene Ontology annotation, molecular function: RNA polymerase II cis-regulatory region sequence-specific DNA binding; DNA-binding transcription factor activity, RNA polymerase II-specific. Gene Ontology annotation, biological process: regulation of transcription by RNA polymerase II; canonical Wnt signaling pathway. Gene Ontology annotation, cellular component: beta-catenin-TCF complex; chromatin. The coding region runs from base 119 to 1624 and encodes 501 amino acids. The record is from RefSeq and is a predicted model, not a curated record.
CCCGCGCUCCGCCUGCCGCGCUCCGGGCUCGGAGGUCCGGACUCCGGGCUCGCCGCCUCCCGGGCCGGCUCCGCGCCCCACACCCCCGCGCCCUGCACCCCCGCGGGCGGAGCGCACCAUGCCGCAGCUGGACUCGGGCGGGGGCGGCGCGGGCGGCGGCGACGACCUCGGCGCGCCGGACGAGCUCCUGGCCUUCCAGGAUGAGGGCGAGGAGCCGGACGACAAGAGCCAGGACAGCGCCACGGGCCCCGAGCGCGACCUGGCUGAGCUCAAAUCGUCCCUCGUCAAUGAGUCCGAGGGCGCGGCCGGCGGCGCGGGGGUCCCGGGGGAGGGCGCCGGGGCCCGUGGCGAGGCCGAGGUCGGGGCCGAGGCUCUGGGGCGGGAACACACUUCGCAGAGACUUUUCCCCGACAAACUUACGGAGUCUCUGGAAGACGGCCUGAAGGCUCCGGAGUGCUCCAGCGGCAUGUACAAAGACACCGUCUACUCCGCCUUCAAUCUGCUCAUGCACUACCCACCCCCCUCGGGAGCAGGGCAACAUCCCCAGCCGCAGCCACCGCUGCACAACAAGGCCAGUCAGCCUUCCCAUGGCGUUCCCCAACUCUCUCCUCUCUAUGAACAUUUCAGCAGCCCACACCCCACACCAGCACCAGCCGACAUCAGCCAGAAGCAAGGAGUUCACAGGCCUCUGCAGACCCCUGACCUCUCUGGCUUCUACUCUCUGACCUCAGGCAGCAUGGGACAGCUCCCCCACACUGUGAGCUGGCCCAGUCCUCCUCUCUACCCCCUGUCCCCUUCCUGCGGAUAUAGACAGCACUUCCCUGCCCCCACCGCAGCCCCUGGCGCCCCCUACCCCAGGUUCACCCACCCAUCCCUGAUGUUAGGCUCUGGUGUACCUGGUCACCCCGCAGCCAUUCCCCACCCAGCCAUUGUGCCCCCUUCAGGGAAGCAGGAGCUGCAGCCCUAUGACCGCAGCCUGAAGACACAGGCAGAAUCCAAGGCAGAGAAGGAGGCCAAGAAGCCAACCAUCAAGAAGCCACUCAAUGCCUUCAUGCUGUACAUGAAGGAGAUGAGAGCCAAGGUCAUUGCAGAAUGCACGCUCAAGGAGAGCGCUGCCAUCAACCAAAUCUUGGGCCGCAGGUGGCACGCACUGUCGCGAGAAGAGCAGGCCAAAUAUUAUGAGCUGGCCCGCAAGGAGAGGCAGCUGCACAUGCAGCUAUACCCAGGCUGGUCGGCGCGGGACAACUAUGGGAAGAAGAAGAGGCGGUCAAGGGAGAAGCACCAAGAAUCCAACACAGGAGGAAAAAGAAAUGCAUUCGAACUGCUUGCUAGCCCUGCGGAGCCAGCACCUACAUCACCAGGUCUCUCGGCCACUCUCAGCCUCCCAGCACCUUGGGCCCCCUCAGGCCCCUCACAGCGACCUACAGAGCACAGAGGUACAGCAACAGGAGCCUCAGAGACAGGCAGCCUAGCGUGCACAGGACACACAGCCUCCUCCAGGGGUCCGCCCUCUGAGAGGAGACGGCAGAGCCCCAAAGCCCGUGUAAACCGGCCAGGGGCCCUGUUAGUUCCCUCUCAGGGUCCAGGCCCUGGAGAUUUCAGAGGCUGCACAACUUCUGCCUAAAACUGGGGCCAUCAAUUCAAACUGCUCCAAAUGGUGGGAAUCAGAUCUGUGUUGUGCUAUCUGAUAUGCCUAUGGCGGCCUGCAUCUAUUCUUCUCACAUCUGUCUUGCUAGCCAGAUGCCCCUGCUUCCCUUGCUUUUCUGCUAUAGGUCGUAGGUGGGCUGGACUGAGCCCAACUGCUUUCCCCACCCUGCCCCCCCCAACCCCACCACUGCCAAGCCCUCCCCAUACCAGAUACUUCAUGGACCAAGAAUGAGCUGGUUUAUCAAACAUGUGAGCAUGGUCACAACCACAAAGCUCAAGACAACAGAAGCCAUUUACAGAAAACCAGCUGCUAUCUCUAUGAUGGACCAGAGGAAACCUCUUGCCACAUUCUCAGGAGCUUGCAAGAAGAGAAGCAAAUGGAAUUGGUUAGCUUUAGGCCUGUCACCCUAGGCAACAAGAAUAACCUGACACUACCUUAUCAGGCAAGUAUGGGUAGUGGGGGUAUGCAGAUCUAGUUCAAAUUACUUGGAAAUGUUUCCUGAGAAACUCAAUCACUUAAGACUCCCUGAUACCAAAGGCCUCAGUCAUUACUGGCUGCAAUCAAAGGUUCAAGUAAGUCAUGGCUCAAAAUCCAGUGUGCAUCCCUCCCCCUUUUGAGAGCCUUUUUCACAGCUCCAAUUCCAGCUUAUCCAUGUCAGUCUAGGCAGCUCUCAGUUCUAAGACAGGGCAAACCAAACCUCAAGACAGCCAGUGCCUGUCUUCCAGCAUGAAACUAGGCCAGCUUCAGUUUCCCUAUGGGGCUGCAGGAAGGAGGACCAUUACAACCAAAGCAAGGCACCCAGAAAACCUCUCGUGGUGGACAGUGGGUUUUCACCACAGCCUACUUUAACCCACUUCUGAGCCAAGCUUCAAUUGAGCCUUAAAAAAAUUUUUUUUUAAUUUAAUUUAAGUUGUAUUUUUUUUUUUGCCUCCUCUUCACUGUACAUAGCCUGAAUCCAAAGAAAAAGGGCUGUUCCUGUACCCACACACUCCCCCUCAACAAAAGCCUUUAGUUCUUACUUUACCCACUGGCUUCUCAGAAUCCAAAGAUCUAUAUUCUAGUGUAGCGUUGCAAGAACUCUUGAGGAAAAAAUGACCAUCGUGGUAUUCAAACUAUUUUUGUAUUGGUAAUGCAUAUCAUAGAAAAACUUUUCUGACUUGAGAAUAAAGAUAAUUUUUACUGGGUUUCUUUUUUAAAGCUUGACCCUGAGGAAUAAGCUAUUUCAGUAACAGUAUGUAUGACAUUUUUCUUUUCCCUACAGCCACAAAACUUGGCGCUUAUUCUCUAUUAUGGUAAACAUGUUCUCAGGACUUUGAACCUACACAAGCCAGGGAUUACUCUUGCCAUCUCCCCUUAGAUAAGUCCUGCCACAACUGAGAGAGUGGGGCUCACACUAGGUAUAAGCUCCCAUUCCAAUCUCUGCUCUUAACCCUUCAAUCCUCUGACCUCACAUCUGACUGCAGGCGCAGGCCAGCCUGCCACCAUUGCUCUUAUGAGAAUGCGCUGGAAACUGCCACCCACAGCCCCUAAAAAAGUCCAGCCAGAAACAUGCACAUCACCACUGGGCUUCAUUUUCCUCUGAGGGCAGAGAGAAAAGACCGAACACUCCACAAGUACAUACCCUAUUUAGAGGAAAACAAGGACAAAGAGGACUCUUACUACUUUGUAUCAUCCAUCAUAAAAUCCAAAAGGGGUAUUUUAAUAGUACCCUUACCUCCCAAGACUACUAAAGUGCUUGAAGUAUUUCCUGAAGUAUUCAUAUUUUUAUACAAAACCUCUCAAGUUUGAAAAAACCUAUUUAACACAGUAACUUCCAUCAUGUUAAAGUAUAUUGUUAAUUUCUUGAGAACCAUCAUGAAUGUAAAAGGUGUCUGUCAUAAAGCCACCGCAAUAGGUCAGUCAACCAUUAGAAUACUGGGCAAGAAGUGUAUCCCAACAGCCAACCACUGGGCCACCAUCAUGCAUUGUAAUUUCUACUUCAUUGAGUUAUAUUUUUUGGAUUUUAUGUUUUAAAAUAUUUAUAAAUAAAGUCAUCUUCCAGAGAAGUGUCUAUUUAAAGUAGGCCACUGGAAGCUGUAAUCCCAGACUUGCUUUUUUUCUGGAAGGGUGCUAAAGGAGACCAGCCAUUCUCUCGGCAUCUGUCCCAUUUAAAGAAUUCCGCUCUGGCUACUGGCCUAGUUGUUUCAAAAAACUACAUUUUAACCAAGGCUUAUGCAAGACUGAGUUGCUCCAUCUGAUCUGGUGUCUUAUUUAGAGCACACUGGGUACAUGAACAAUGUAUUCUUUGUUUAUGUGAGGGUAAAGAGAGGGGUUUUGGCCACUUUGUUAAACUCAAACCAGCCUUAAAAAAAAUUUUUUUUCUUUUAAACUGACUUCAAAGAAGAAACUCAAAUCUUCCUAGAUCAGACCAGCACAUUCCUGUGGGAUCACGGGGUGAUCUGAGAGUGUAGCCCCAAAUUCAACUUCUAAUACCACAGCAGUCCCACCCAGGGAAGAACCAGCUCUGUCUUCUGAGAUAUCGUAGCACAAGUUACCCCAGCCUCCCUUACACAUUCCUGUACAACUGGCAGACUUGCUUGAAGUAUAGAACUUGACCCCUCUCCUGCUGCAGCUGCUACUUCUGCCCAUCCUGGGCUCAGGGGACAUGGUAAGGGCUCAGCCCAACAAGCUAGCAGGGCCUUCUCAAGUCUCCCAAUUGGAGAGUGUUUCCUCCUUUUACAGGAGGCCCUGUGGCUAGACUCUCUUCUAACUGUAUAACUACAUUUUGAAAGGCCCAGCUCUAUUCAGUGUACAAUAAAAGCCUGGCUAGGAAGGCCACAUGUGCGGCGAAGCAGAAUGGUUCUUUACAUUGUUCCAAAGAAAGGGAAUCAGCUCCCGCAUGCACUUCUAGAAACACAACAAGGCACAGAAGGGGCAAGGGUAACACAGACUGACCAGGCCUAUAUCUCAAAGUAUAGGAUUUGAGACUGAAACUAAUUCAUUAUACUAAAGAAGCUGAAAUGGCUUUUGUGAGGUUAGAAAGGCUGCUUUAGGAUGACUGUUUCUCAAGUCUCUAGAAUUUUAAGAGUUCACCAAGGGUCCUUGAAACAGAGCUGGCCACCCAAGCAGAACUUGGUUCCUAGGUUGUGUCAGCUUGACCAGUCCCAACUAUUCUAGUCACCUUCUGUUUCAGAUCUUAAAUCACCAUGGGCCUCUUUUUAAACUCAGGCUCCUGAAUUCUCUACUGAUCUACCUGUCCACGAUGGGCAGUGGGGGUUUGAGAGGAGCCAUAGCUAAAUGUACUCCAACAGCAGAGAGUUUUAAAACAGAGAAAAACAGAUGGGAAUGUACUCAUAGUCAGGUCCCUAAAAUAAAAGUCCAGCUUAGGUCAGGAAAGAUUUUGAAGUUGUUAAGAACAGUAUGGGAUUAGACAAAGAGUUAACUGGAAAGGGCAAAUUCUGUCCUAGGGGUACGGACUAUCCAGUCCCUAGCAGUCUUCAAGAGUUAGGUCACUAGCAACACAAGGUAAGGGUUAUUUCAGCAGCUAUGCAUUAUAAGGGAGAUACUUACUAGUUUAGGUUCACAUUUAAGUUCACCAGGGUCUCUGGACCAGGUCUUCCCUUUACAGGUGUUCUCACAUUCCUUUAUCUGAAUCUUGUUCCUGCAGGCAUGUGCAGUCAUGAGUAGGGGCAGUGGGGUGGGGGGUACUACGGAGGAGCAGGAAUUAGGUUCCAGUCUCUCUCUCUCUCUCUCUCACACACACACACACACACACACACACACACACACAAACAGCCACUCUGGAAACUCUUGAAUAUAGUUUUCUGAGUUUUCUUGUAUUCCUACCCCUCCUGUAAGCCCCCUAGGGCAAAAAUAUCUGCAAAGCAUUUGAAGGUAAGUUAGAGGUUGUGAAAUGACACACUGGCACACAAAGGACAAAUAUUAAUUUGCACCAUAAACAGAUGGGAAGUACUGAAGGUGAGAGCACGUUUAUGGAAUAGGCUUGUCCUCAGAGUGAAAGACAGUGGCACAAAGCAGGUUAAAUGCUCAGUAAAUAACUUCCUGAAAAUUUCAAGUUGAGCAGUCUCAGAAGGUCACGAGAACUAGAGACACGGAAGCAGAUAUUGUUGUGAGCAACUAUAUUCCUCCCACAAAAUGCCUCUCACUCUCAGUAUUGGCACACACGCCAGAUUAGCUAACAAUGCAAAAUACUGCAAGGCAGCAAGUAUUUUAUCCAUGAAUUAACAAUUAUCGCUCAAUUAUCGCUCAAACGGAAGUCCCACAUUGGAAACCCUUCAAAGAGUCCUUUCACCAACACCUUUAUGCCACCAACGAUGCUCAGAUCCACUGACAGCUCAACAGGAAGGAUUGCAUUCAGUCUACCUUGCUUAGGUAUCCAUAUGGCUCAAUCCUGGGCCAAGGGACAUGUUCUAAACGUCUUAACAUCAUUCUUCAUCUUAAUAUACACAUCCAGUUCUUACUCUCCCUGCCUCUUUGGAGGUAGUGAUUUUUACCAACAGUAAAUAAGAAAAAGGCAUCAAGAUUCUAAGUGUAAAACCCCCAAUAUUCAGAAUACUUUUGUCCAGUACUAUUAAAAAAAUGUUUUAGUUCAAAGAUUCAAGGAGGGAGGGUAUAGCUCAGUAGUAGAGUGUGUGCUUAGUAUGCACGAGGUCCUGGGUUCAAUCCCCGAUAACUCCGUUUUAAUAAUAAUAAUAAUAAUAAUAAUAAUAACAACAACAACAACAAAAACGAUUCAAGAACUGUACUGCCUGACAUGAGUCUAAUGAAUACUCUUCCUAGAGCAUUACCAAAAUUCUUUCACCAAUCUAACCCUAAAUUCUCUUUCCAGACUACAUCCUCUAGCAGGCCUACCGACACCCAACCUCUGCUGCUAGUUCCAGCCUGAACACUGCUUUCUCGUUUACCCUGGCAUCCCUCUACCCCAACCAAAUCCAACUUGACUUUUGAAAUCAAGUUAGUUUCUCAGCCUUGUAGCCCUCAUUUGCUCAUUUAUCUUGUUCUGUCCCAGAACAUUUUUAUUGAAGUUAUUCAUUUAUUUAUGCUUUGCCUCCUUAGUUAUGCCAAAAGCUCCCAAGAGGGCAACUAUAUCUUAUACUUCCCACAAAGCCAGGAGCUAUACUUCAGGGAUUCAACCAUUUCAUGUGCUUACCCUUUACUUCCAAUCUUCUCCCUUAUUCUCUUCUAGUUUUCAUACAAAUCCAGGUAGUUGAAGAUUAUCAUAUUUUUAAAGCGCAAACAACUUGUAGGGAGAACACUUACUUGGUACCUUCCCACUUGGGUAAGAUGUACACUGAGCUUUAGAAAAAGAAAAAUCACAAAGGUCUUCAAAUGGAACUGGUGAUGAGCAAAAGUUAAAUAAGUCUUGAAAGCUGAGAUUCUGACGGAACAUGUAUAAGGUAAAGGGCGUUCAGAUUAAGAGGUCUGCUGCUUUCUCAGUUUUCUCUCUCACCUUGUGGAAGCCACUUCCUUUCCCUGUUCAAACUGCCCUACUAAGAGCCUAGGCAACCUGUCUAAUUUUUUAAUUUAUCUUGGAUCAGAAAACAGAUUACAGGAUUCGCCAAUUUUUAAGUAAACUGAAAGAUCAUGUGAUUUGGAGUAUCUGCCUGCCCUGAUUCAUGUGCCCAUCGUGACUCACUGCUACUCUCCUUCUACUGCUAGCAUUACCAUGACAUAUGUUACAGGGCUGCAGUCCUAGUUACAUACAGAUUUGCUCAAUUAAUUCCAGCAGCCGGUGUGUUCAAGCAGUUGUAGAAUAAACAAAUCACAGCUAUAAUGCCACUAAGGGAUCUGUAACUUAAAGGAAUGCCUCUGAAAAUCUUUGGGAAAAUGCAAUACCUACUUUGUAUUUUAAAGGCAGAUUUAUGAAGGGGAGCUAAUAAAAUGUAACAGCACUUCAAAAGAGGUAACUUGCUUCUACAAUGUAAGAAUUAUUAGAGUUUGUCUGAGGGGACAUACCCCUAGACCAUGACAACAUGAAGGAGAAAGUAACAAGGUAACAUUCAGAAAGGGUUUGGUUUACUUUUGAUAUCAAGUGACCCAGAAAAUCAAUGAAAAACUGAGAAGCCAAAGGACUGUCACAGAGGAGUCUUCAUCACCAACAGCACCACAUGACAGAUGGCUACUAUUUCCGACUUACCCAAGACCAGAUAAGCACUAAGAGGCAGAGGCAGGAUUCCAGCCUCACAAUAUGGCUUCAUGCUACAGUAUGAACUUAGAAUAACUGGGAAGUAAGAGGCUAGACAGGAGUGAGUGUAUCUCUAAAGACAGGUUUGGCUACUACGGAUAAAAACUUGUAAAAAAAAUUAAAAAAAAAAAGGUAAAGUCUAGGGCCAAAGUCUACAGAAAGUCAGGAAAGGAACAAAAUUUAAACUACUAUAUUGUCUGUCCAUUCAAUACUACAUAUUCAGAAAGACUCCAGUAUCCUUUAAAUAUGUUAGUUAGUCCUAUAAUUCUAACAAUUCUUGGGUGUCAUAGGAUUGAGAGAGAGUUAACAGUAAUAGGCUCCUGCUUCCCUGAAGCUGAUACUUUCAUUUUAAAUUAAAUAGAGCACAUGCUAGUAAUCCUGGACUUUCAGUAAAGAUUUGUUUGUUAUGAUAUUGCUAGGGAUACACUUAGUUAGGGUAGUUAAGCUCUUUGCAAGAGUUGACUAGUAUAGCAAGAAACAGCAGAAAUGAGAGACCCUAGCUAGAACUGAACUCUGCUACCUUCCCCACUAAAACCAGGACAAGUGGAAAAGCAAGCUUACUUCUUGAGUAAAGGGAAUCAGGGACCCAAAAGUAGCCUAAGGGGUUGGAAAUCCUUUUCUGUAAAGGGCCAGAGAGUAAAUACUUUAGGCUUUUUGGUCUAAUACAGUCUCUCUGUGUGUAUAUUUUUUUUUAACAAUCCUUUAAAAAUGUAAAAACCAUUUUUAACUCACAGACUGCAAAAACAGGUUGUGGGCUGGAUUUUACCCAUACACAGGGUAUAGUAUGCUUUCUCUGGUUCAAACAAAUGGUGAUUCAUGUGAGACAGCAUAUGGGAUUUUAUUAAAAAGGUAAAUUUGGGACAAUGGGUGAAAUGAAAGCAAACUAACUGUCAAGUAAUAAUCUAAGCAAGAACAGCGCACAAUAAACAUGAAGAUAGCACAUUAAGACUACAUGUGAAUACAGGUGAUUCUAACUGGGAAAGGAAGAAAAGAGGAGCCCGAGGAGGAAAGAAAAAAAAAAUUAACAUUUCGUGAGCUAUCUCAAGCCAUCAAGAAAACUUCAUUCUACUGUAGGGAAGAGGCAGAAACCACAGCAGUGCAGUUUGGUGUGCCUGAGUACACCAGUUAUGAAAUGAAGCAGUGGUUCCAGUGAACCAUUAUCAAUGACAGUUAGAAGAGACAGAGUCUCUCAGAACCUUAUUAUUAAGUCAGCAGCCUCUAGUGAGCUAGGCUGUGAAUUGCCUGCAAGACUUUUCCAGCUAACCAACCAUAUAUAAAUUUAACUCUUUUAAGUAAAGAGACACAUUUAAGUACACAAAAACAAACCAUUUACUACCUACUAUGUAACUUACUUUUUAUUGAAAGUAUCUUGCAUUCAUGACGGAUGCUUUCUGCAUUUUGCCACACAUUUUAAUGUUAAAAGUUAAAUUACUUUUUACAUGCAAGUAGUGUGAACAGUUUUCCCCACGUAGGAUCACUGAUUAUAAAAAGAUGACACACCACAUAGGUUAAGUGUCUUUCUUAAUUGAAAAGCUAACAAACUGUCUAGUUAUAUUUCCCCUAAAUCACAAACUGAGUAGUAACUGAGUCUCUAGCCAACAUAUUCAAAGCUGAGAAGAUUAAAAAUGCAAAAACGAGUCCUCAGAUCCAAUUAAGGAAGCCUUGCUACAUACAGGCUAAUCAGUAUUAGUGGUACUUCUUGACUCCAGGAAGCUGGAAGACAUCCUAAUAACCCCACUCAGAACAUUUACCUCAAGUAGCAUUUUUCCAGUUUCCAACAUACGAAUAAUGAUAAUAAGUUGUUAAUUCUAUUUCAGAAAACUUUUUGCAAGUUGUUUUAUUUACAAUGCCAACUUUUAAGUCACUAAAGUUAACUGGACAAUAAACUAGGCAGAAAUCGCUUUACAAAAAGAGGGAAAGCCCAAAAUGCCACUUUCUAUAGAGAACCCACAGUUCAAUUUUAUUCAGAGCAAAGAAAAAACACUUUUGAUCAUACUAGAAGAAAUUCAGCCAUACAUUUGGAAUCUGUACUCAAACUACACAUGCAAUGAGGACAAUAUUCUGCUGAAACAAUUGAUUUGCUGCUGCAUUUGUCUACUGUUUUUCUACUAUUAACAAUUAUAAACAGAGCAGUGCAACUAGUAUUUGGAACAAUCCUUACAGUGUUACAGCAUCAGGCACAAAAUUUCACUUCUCCUCACACCACUGGUUCUCUUUGCGUACCUAGAAGAGACAGAUAUAAGGAAGUGCCUUAAAUUAAAUAGUCUUUCCUAACACUACCACCUGAUGAUUCAUCAAUAGCCUGCGAAGUGGAUCAGAAACAGACAGAUGGAAACCAGAAAAAUCAGAUUAGGAAUACACUUCCAGGUCACCAUUCUUUGCUUCCCCAGGUUUUAUUGUGCCCUGCUGACAUUAUCAAAAAAGUCAAAGGCAAUGAGCAAUUACAGCUUUGGUCACCAGAACUGACCUGCAUCAACAAAAUCAUUCUCCUCUAGUCAUUCAUUUCUCCCCCAUUCACUAAGCUGCUCUGAAGUAAACUGACAUACAGUCAUUCAUAGGGCCUCCAUUUGUGAAGUCAAAUAUUUAUGGCUUACAUUUAAGGUCCAGGUGCCACAACUAGUAACUGCUAAGGAAUAAAUAUCAAACAGCAUCUCUGGCUGAAAACUAAUCGUUCUUAUGUUUAUAAAAGAGCAAUAUCAUCUAAGCGUUUAGACUAAGAGACAAAGUAGAAUAUUUUUAGCCCACAGAAGGUACCUAUUAUCCCUCAAGUAAGGUCAUGAUUCCUUGAUAUAGAUAACUCUUUUCCUAGCAUGUUAUUAUUUAGUCUCUCUUAAACAGCAUUUGAUCAAGAACAAGCUGUGAGCACCUACCUGGGCUUCCUCUUCUUCAGUAAAAUCAUUUUUGAUAUUGAAGGUCUUCCGUAUCUCCUCAGGAGUUUUCCCCUUGAUCAUAUUGGCAACAGUCUUGCAUGUAACAUCAAGCAAACCUUUGAUGUCUAAGUAGUUUGCAGC